This is a messenger RNA of Alosa alosa (allis shad), 2063 nucleotides long. RefSeq names its product solute carrier family 2, facilitated glucose transporter member 11-like. Gene Ontology annotation, biological process: monosaccharide transmembrane transport. Gene Ontology annotation, cellular component: membrane. Gene Ontology annotation, molecular function: hexose transmembrane transporter activity. The coding region runs from base 48 to 1541 and encodes 497 amino acids. The transcript has 12 exons. The record is from RefSeq and is a predicted model, not a curated record. Lineage: Eukaryota; Metazoa; Chordata; Actinopteri; Clupeiformes; Clupeidae.
CACUCCUAAGAUCCUUUUUGGAAUCCUCAUCCACAGAAUCCAGAGCCAUGAAAAACAAUCUACAACAGCUGACCCAGUACUGGAGGCUGUACUUGUUGACAAUAGUCCUGGGAAUUGGCGGAACACUCCAGUAUGGAAUUCAAGUUUCUAUCAUGACUUCACCUGCUGAGCACAUCCAGAGCUUUGUGAACCAGACAUGGCUGGGCAGAUACGAUGUCCCUGUGGGAGAGUCCACCAACACCCUCAUAUGGUCCUUCAUGGUUUCCACUCUGAGUCUGGGGGGCCUGUUUGGAACAAUGACCUGUGUGAGCCUCUCAGCGAAAUAUAGACGGAAGACCUGUCUGCAGAUCAAUAAUGUGGUGGCCAUCCUUGCUGCUGUGAUGAUGAUCCUGAGCCGAAUGGUGAAAUCCUUUGAGAUGAUCCUCCUUGCCAGAUUUCUAUAUGGAUACAAUGCAGGUCUGGGGAUAAAUCUGCACCUGAUGUAUUUGGGUGAAAUCGCUCCUAAGAGGAUGCGUGGCUUUCUCGCCUUGACAAGUUCCGCCUAUCUCAGUGUUGGAAAGCUAUUGGGUCAGGUGAUCGGCCUCAAAGAGCUGAUGGGCACAGAGGACAUGUGGCCGUAUCUGCUGGCCGUGAGCGGCCUGCCUGCCAUCCUGCAGUUUGUGUCCAUGCCGUUUUUCCCAGAGGCUCCGCGCUACCUCUACAUCGACAAGGGAGAUGAGGAUGGCUGCAAGAAAGCGCUUCAGUGGCUGUGGCGGGAAGAUGAUGUGAAUCUAAAGAUUGAGAUGGAGGACAUGAGGAAGGAGAGGGAGAGUGCCCAGGUGACACAGACCAAGACGAUGCUGGAUGCCCUGCGAGAUCGCAGCGUGCGCUGGCAGCUGAUGGCAAUGCUGAUUCCCUGUUCUGGUCUGCAGUUCUGCGGCAUCAAUGCGAUUUAUUUUUACGCGUUCGACAUUUUCCGUGAAUCUGGUGUCCCAGAAGAAAAGAUGCAUUAUCUCGCUCUUGGCAUUGGAGCCGCUGAAGUGAUCACUGUAUCAGCAUGUGCUUUUAUGAUUGAGCGUGCUGGCAGGAAAAAGCUGUUGGGCUACGGUUACCUCCUGAUGGGAGUGAUGAUGUCUGUGCUGACUGUCCUGCUGACCAUCAAGGAUUGGUACCCCUGGUUGCCUUAUUUCAACAUUGCCCUUCUGUUCUUUGUCAUCUGUAUUUAUGGAUUAGGACCAUGCGGAGCAUCCAUGUGCCUUCCAGCUGACCUCUUCCUGCAAAUGUGGCGUCCCUCUGCAUUUGCAGUUGGAGGCAUUGUCAACUGGGGUGGCCUCUUCCUCAUUGGGAUGCUUUUCCCCUAUGUUGUGGAUGGAAUAGGACAGUUCUGUUUCCUGGUAUUUGUUGCCUACUGUAUCGUCACUGCAGCAUUUAUGCUGUAUUUCAUCCCAGAAACAAAAGGGAAAUCCUCAAUGGAGAUCACUGAGGAAUUUAAUAAAUUGAACUAUAAGAAAUGCAGCACAGAACUGGAAAAGGGAAUUGAUCUGUUUGCAACUAAGCUCUAACAAUCUACAUGACAGCACUUGCAGAUGUUUACGUAUUUAUUCUGUACAUUUUAAAUAUUUGUAAAUAUGUUUCAUUUAUAUUUUACCCCACACAGGAACAAUAAUUGUGGAGGUAACUGGAAGUUAAUAAUAAAUUAAGCUUGAAUUAGUUUGUUACGGCAUUUUAAAACAAUGAUGCUGAGAGAUAUAUGAUUUUUGUAUUUCAAACAUUACAUUACAUUGGAUCACAACAUGUAAAGUAAGACAUGCUUAAGUCUAAUUCAUAUUGCAAUGUGUUGAAAACACAGUUCAAUUAUGAACUCUCAAAGAGAGCUCAGUUUAUAACCGGUCAUUUAAAUUUUACAGCUGCCAUUUGCAUUUGUCAGUUCUAAUCUGUUGUAAUUUUUAAAACCAGUUUGAUUAUCUUCCCUGGCUGUGUAACUGAAAACAAUGUUUGUAUAGUGAUGACUAAUCUGCUGUUGUUUUUGAACCAUUAUGGUGAAGAUAUACACUCAGGGAAUGUUAUAAUAAAAGCCAACAUGG